This is a messenger RNA of Cydia amplana, 1937 nucleotides long. RefSeq names its product germ cell nuclear acidic protein. The transcript has 8 exons. The record is from RefSeq and is a predicted model, not a curated record. The coding region runs from base 226 to 1848 and encodes 540 amino acids. Lineage: Eukaryota; Metazoa; Arthropoda; Insecta; Lepidoptera; Tortricidae.
GCGCUGCUCUGUGCCGCCGCGGCUACCAUCACUACUUUCCUUCCCUGCGUGUGUGACGUAACUCUAUAAAAGAGUGCGCGGUGAAGACGCCGCCGCUAUACCGUUUCCGUUCGCCAGGCUCGGCCAUAACGUCCCGACCACCGGCACAGAAGGACGCGAGCGGAACCUCUUCCGCUGAGCUCCCACGGACUCACCAGUGAUCACUAGUUCAACAAAAGAUACGAGAUGAGGUCGUUGUGGUUGUUAGCGGCGCUGUGCUGCUUAGUUUUGUCGGCGAGCGGGAGCCCCAUCGCGCGACCGGAGGAGAAGGAAGUCGGCAGACAAGCGGCAGCUCCUGCCGCGCCGGCUGCGCCUGCCGCGCCGGCUGACGAUGACGACGACGACGAUGAUGACGAUGACGAUGAUGACGUAGACCUGGAUGAUGCACUGACAGGUGACGACGAUGAUGACGAUGACGACGACGAUGAGGACGAGGCCGACGAUGAUGAUGAUGACGAGGACUACUUGGAGAGGUUCUUCGACGACAUCUUAGGAGACGACGAGGACGAUGAUGACGAUGACACGCCGGCAGCGGUGCAGCCGGUCGUGGCUCCCGCCGACACCGUCGCCGCUGCGCCCGCCGCCGCUGCCGCUGCAAGUGGUGAAGAGCCCGCCGCAGUAGCCGAAGCCGCCGAAGAGGCGGCCGAGGGUGACAGCGAAGCCGCCGCCGCGGAAGAGUCCGAGGUCGCUCAGAAGGAGCCCGCCGAGGCCGAACCCGCCCAGCCCGCUGAGGAGGCCGCCGAGGCCGACGACGCCGACGACGACGACGAGGAGGACGACAUCGCGGACGCGCUCGACCCCGAGGACGACGACGACGACGACGAGGACGACGACGAUGACGACGAUGACGACAUCACCGACGCUCUCGGCAGAAACGUGAGCAAACAAGCACGUGCACUAGAAGGCGACACAGAGAAAACGCCAAAAGAGACAGUGCCAGCGAUAUACAUAGUGAAAUACAACCGCUUCAUAGACAACAUUCUCCAGAAGAUGAACGACAUACUGCGCCGCUCAUACGACCCUGUCAGCGUGAAGCUUCAGCCCAUUGAUGCUAGCAAGAAGUCUACCAAGCCUAAGAAAAAUAAGAACAAGACCAAGAAGAGAAAAACGACUAACAAAAAAAAGAACAGCGCUCGCGCCGGCAACCCAGAAAAGACGAGCGACAAAAUCGCCUCAAAUGACACUGAGAUCAACAACGUAGAACCUAAGAUUGAAAUACCUGUUGAACAGCUUCAAGCAGAAGGACGAGCGUUGAAAUCAGAAAGCGGAAAAGCUAAAGCUACUACCCCUAAGCCGAAACCUUCAAAAACUACGAAGCCUAAAACUAAGCCUCCUAAAACUUCAUCGACUAAGAAACCGGUAAAGACCAAGACGAAGACGACAGUUCCUAAAAGCAAGCCGAGAGCUAAGGGGACGUUGUAUGGGCUGUCGUCUUUGAGGAGGAUGGGCGAUGUCGCCGUCAGCAUUAUGUCGGAUCAUACCACUGUGAAGAGUAACUUUGCUGUUGGACCUUUGAUCUUGAGAGUGGAAAAGGAGGUCGGACGUGGGGCCAAGAAGGAGCUGAAGUCUGCUACCGCCACCACGGCAGAGAUGACCGGCAAGAUUAGCCUCAGGGUUAAAAAUGAUGGCGUCGCCACCUUGCACUCUAUCAAAGUUCUGCAGCCUAAACAGGUCCGUGUGGACAGCAAUCACGAACGCACACGGGAACUAGUAUGGCGCCGCAGCGCGAGGAUCGCGCACGUCGUGUCAGAAAAACUCAUGUCGGCUUCCAAACCCAUGUUCGUCCACCAAAGCGUGACCGAGGAAUAAGCAACCUUAACACUUUAGCGUAAGGCACAUAGUCUUUAGAUGUUGGCUAAGGCGUAUAGCCUUGCCAAGAUGGCAUAUACUUAGGAAAU